ACACAACCAUGUAGGUGGGGGAGACAAACGGCGGGGAAACGCUGGGUUUGAAGCUGUGCAGACUGUCUGAUUUCUGCUCAAGUAAACUUUUCCUCCCUUCUUUUGGGGAGGGGGAGCUGCCAGACCCCCACUUUGUGAGCCCCGGAACCAGAGCCUGCAGCAGCCUCAUGCCCGUCGCUCUCUCUCCCUCUCAAGUGGGUGGUCCGGUGCGCCUCGCGGGGCGGGGUCCUCCGCUUCUACCCUCCUACCCUCGUUCUUUCUUGAAACAUGCUUUAAUAGAGAAAGUAUGCGAUGCAUACUGUUCUACAACCCCCCACUAUACUGCAUCUGGGGUAUUCGUGACUGGACGUCUGGGGGGAUCGCGCACAUUUCCGAUUAGGGGGGAGAGAGACGUAGAGGGAGAGUGGAAGACAGAGAGAGAGAGAGAGAGAGUGGGGGGAGAGAUUACGCGUUGGCUCCAGCCCGUGGAUCGGUCGAUACCGCUGAGGUUUUUCGGGUCUGUGCAGAGGCAGAGACGGCGUGGUGCGCGCGUGCCCCCAGGUGAAGCUGCAAACCGACUCAAGAAGCUCCUGGGAUUCGUUUUUUUCCCCCUGAAGCCCUCGAGGCCGCCGCUCCAGGCUUUGAUGCCCACACUCUUAAAAGCUGUUGGACAGACACAGGCAUGAGUGACACUGGGACCAAAGAGCUUUCUCCCGAGCCGAGCGCCGCCCAGUCCAGCGAGGAGCCCAAGCGCAGGGGCAGGGGCCGACCGCGGAAGCAGCAGCAGGAACCUGUGGGACCACCGACUCCAAAGCGACCUCGAGGACGACCCAAAGGCAGCAAGGAUAAAGGCCCCAGAACUGCACUGAAGAAAGUCGAGCCUGUCGGGGAAAGGCGACCACGAGGACGACCAAGAAAAUGGCCUCGGAAAGUCGUUGCCGAAGUGUCUGAAACGGAGCAGGGGCCUUCAGAGGAGGUCGAGGAAGAUCCCUCAACAUCUCAGGUGCCUGCGCAGGAGGGAGGGGAGUAGAUGGGAUACCUCUACCUCAAGGUUUGGCCUCAGGGGGGGCGCGGUGCCUCCUGUCUGUGAUGGGGAUUCAGGAACACACAUUUUCACUCAAAAACCAUUUCUCUGUAGGUUCUUUCAACGGCAACCUUAUUUAAAAGCCUUGUUGACAAGCAAAGUCUGCCUUUAACAUCGGUGUAUACUUUUGAUAGUAUAAAGUUCCACCUUCUGGGAAAGGCGUUUGAAUGUUUAGAGGAAGAUAUGUGCCUUUUUUAUAUGCAGGCAGGUGACAAAUUAAAGAAAAUUAAACACAAAGUGUCUUAAACGUCGAAUAGCACAACAGCUUUUGUGUAGUUCUGUGGAACGCCCCAUUUCUUCCAAUUUAACUUCAUUUAAAGUCCUUAACAUAAAUAGUAGUCAUUUUUUAGUCAUCAUAAUAACACUUAUACACAUUUUACAAAAGCAAACAUUGAAAAAGUCCACAAAAUCAAAUUAAAACUAGAGAAAAACUAGACUAAAACUAAAGUUUUUUUCUUCAAAUCUUACUCGGUUUAUCCAAAAAGAUAACUCCUAAUGAAGACUGCUCCCUACAAAUGAUCUCCCAUUUGUUUUUAAAGGCCAUCCUUAAAGGAUCCCAAUCAAUGCGCAGCAAAGGUUAUCAAUAAGAAUUUAUCACUUUUGUUAAGUUAUAUCCUCAAAAAAGUAUUCUUCAUUUAAUUUGUCACCUCCCCUGGCGUACUAUGAAUAAAUACUAGUAUUUUGAUUUAAAAUCUUUCUUAAUCCUAAAUCAAACAACUUGAUUUUUCUUAAAAAUGUCGAUUUGUGGGAUUUCUUGAACCCCUCAGUGUGUUCCGGUGAUUGUGCACGUGUGUGUUGUUGUGCAGAGAGAGAAUAGAGUUGCAGGCUAAUAUGACAUGGGUUAAGAAACCAAACUGAAUCCUUUUUAAACAUGUUUUCUAUUGCAAAUGUUGAAGAUUUUACAUUUCUACCGAUGUAACAACAUAGUGUGCUGUAUUCAUUUUUCAUUUAAAAGUCUAUGUAAAAGGGUUUGUUAAAAAAAAAAAAAAUGAAAUGUCCAUUUUUGUACCUGUAAAGUACCUCAUGCUAGCUCCGGUGUUAGUUUACGUUAAUUUUUUCUUCCCAGCCAACAACCGGAACGACAAAAAUGUGCCUAAAAAUCAAAAUGGAUAUUUCAUUUAAAUAAUAAACCCUUGUAACAUAUAUUUUUUACAUUUUACCACUCUCAGGAUUCCACUUUUGACAGUGCUUUUCACCGUUUUGAAACCUCAGGUACAAAAAUAUUCAGGAACAUGAUGUCUACUCAGUAAUAAUUGUGGUGCUGUGUUUGUUGUGCAUUUCUGAUCUGUGUUUGAUAUUACCAGUAUGCCUUGACACAAAGACCUCAUUGAAACCUCAGUUAGCCUCAACUUCUAAAGAUCUCAUUCUACCUCAGUAACACAAAAAAGAAAAAUCUCCAAAAAAGUAACCCUUCACUCUCCCAGGCACAAUACUGCAAACACAAAUGCUCAACAGCUGACAGACAUGUUUUAAGGCUACAACACGCAGGAAAAUGUUACACUCCAGUUGAGGAGUGCAGAUAAAAACCAUCAAAGUCACAAAAAACUGUGAUAAAAAAAAUAGAAAAACAUUGAAGUAUAAUAAAACGCAGCCAGUGGUUUACAACUUGAUAAAAUACUUAGUGUAGUAAAAUACUUUUCUUUUUUUCUUGUUAGCUUUUUUUUUUUUUUUUUAUGUACGCAGUGUCAUUUUUAUUAUAUCAUGUAUGUUUCUGAUUCUUACACUGUAAAUUGCAACACAUCAAGGCAGCCCCAAAAAUGCUGAAAUACAUGAGAGUUGUGGCUUAUUUUGGCCACUCAACCAACUUAAACUACAGAAACAAAACACCUCAUUUCUUUUUAAAGCGUCGUGGAAAGCCCUUGUAAGACGGAAUGCAUAAUAUUAAUGACUUCUUCAAGCUGUUAAAGCUUUGGCAUUCAGUCUUACACACUGAACAACUUUCUGGUUAAUGAUUCUCACGACUCCAUUCAAACGUACCUAAGAAUGUGACACAAAAAAAGAGCUGCAAGGGGGUAACAUGCUGUUUGUGUAGGAUUUAACCAGCAUUUUUUCUACUAAGUUAAUGGCAUGAAUGAACAUGUUUUUAGUAACUUUUAGUUCUCGCACUAAAACUACAUUCAAGAUAUUCCCCUCUAAUAUGCUUCAAAGUGAAAAAAUAAAGUUGCUAGCUAAUUCACCCCAUUUUAAUCCCAAUCUGUUAUAUUCUUUUAUUUUAAAAUGUUUACACUCCUGUUUUGUACUAAAUUGACUUCAGAGAAAUGCAAAAUAAAGAGAAAAUAAAACCAAAAUGGAACCAAAACAAGAUCUGAAUCUUUAGCUAACAUCAUGCUAAUGCUAAUUAUUUAUCUUUUUAUUAAAAUUAUUUUCUACUUGUGUUUUUUUACAGAUAAAAAUAAUUAAAAGGAACAUCAGAUAAGAAAACAAAAUGCUAAAACUGGAAGACAUUUACUCCACACAGAGAAAACUCAUGCGGCUAACAGCUAGCUUAAAUCUACCAGUAUGCUAGCUAAUUCACCCCAUUGAAAGUGACGUUACAAGGUCCAACAAAGUACAGUUUCUGUUGCAAAACCUCCAGUAUAGUCAUGUACACUCAUUAGUAUGCAUGUUUGAGAGACUUUGCAAUGUUUAACUGCCAAAUUCAAUGUUUUAUUUUUGUUACUAAUUGGUUCAAUGAUUUGAAAUAAAUCAUUUUUUUGGCAUAAUAGACUUCCACACUGAAAAAAAAACACGUACAUUCACUUAGGUUACAAAGCGCUUAUAGACGACUUAUAAAACUCACUGCCGGGCUCCAGAAAUGACCGAGAACGUCAAGGUCAUAAGGCGUUUUUGUAGAAUUGGAGUGCAGUAACCACGUUUUCCUUUUUACAUCAGAGCAAAAAACACUCAAGUUAUGUGAAGUGGAAUUUAAUAUUCACUAAUUACAUGUUUGAUCAUAAUGGAAGUCUUCUGAAAAUAUUUAAUAGUUUAACAUUACUUUUUCCUGCAUUCACUCAGACUUUCAAUCUAGAAAUAAAUAACCAAUCAAAUGCAAAACAGUGAUUUCUUUAGGUAUAAGACCUUAUGUGGGUUUUCUGAUCACAAAUACAGUUAUUAAAAUUCUUUAGUGCACAUUUAGGAUGUGCUGAUAUGCAUCACAAUCAUACUAGACACUUUACAAAGCGUAAAGUACAGAAAUACCAUUGGAUAUAUGGAAGUUUCUUUGAUUGGUGUAAUGUCCUUUAAAGAAACACGUUUUUUCACUUUUAUUAAAACUAAACUAGCUCAGUACUGAAGCUUUACAGCAACUAAGGAAUGUAUUAUUUCUAUAGAAAACUCAUAAAUGUAACGGCCAGUAAAGUUGUAUUUGUAAUCCAAGGAAUGUACUUUUUUUAUCACAUUUAUUCAAGAUAUACAUCAUUUCUGAAGCUUCUUUUUAUUUAAGGACAAUAAAGAAAAAUCAAAUAACAGAUUUGAUACUGAAACAUUCAGUAUCUGGAUUUGUCUUUUUUUUUAGGGAAUGUAAUUUGAAAACUUUAGUAGACUAAUGUGUUUAAUGACAUAUCAUGCUUUGACUUAAACAAGUUGGGUUUUUACUCACAGAUUAAUGAGGAGUAAUAAACUGAUGAUCGUCAGGAUCACGAGACUUAAGAGUCUUACUUACAUCAGUCUUAAAAAGAUAACCUAAAAGUCUUAAAGCAACCUCUAAUUCUUUUUUACACUUUGUUGAUGAGGAUUUGUGCACUUACUCCAACACCCUGAAUUGAUUAAUCCUAAAAUGACAUCUUUAGAUUUCUUCUUUAGAUCACAUUUCCCCAAAAUGUACCAAUUCUGAGAUGCUCGUUACUUGAACACCAACCCUUUUUUUUCUUGAUCUGUCACAUAUAGUCUGUUGUUUUUCAUGUAUUUCAGCAUCGCUGACUAAACUGCUGCCAAAUAACCGAUUGAUUUCAAUGUCGUAUUGAGUGUUUGCCCCAUGGACUACCUCUGAAGACAACGAACCACGGAUCAUUGUACCUUGAAAAACCUGUCAAACUAAUACUGUUGUAGUCCACGCAUCUCAUCUCACUACAUUCAUGACCAGAAGUGAAUGGGACUCAGUUUGAAAAGUUGUCUCCUAAUUUACCUCUAGCUGAGUUAUGGUGUGUUAUUUUACACAGUUUGUGUUUUGGAUAUUUACUCUCUAUAUGUGGAUAAUGUUGUUCUGUGAUCUUACUGAUAGUUCUAUAGUUUCAUACAGUACUUGAUCCAUUUUCAACUCUUGAAAAAGUUGAAGUGUAACUUGAGAAAUCCUCUUUUAUGCCUUACUGUUAACACCCUUUUAUAGUUAUGUUAUUGAUAUGUCCUCAUCCACUUUAUUAAUACAACUCACAAACCUGUGAUAUGUAUUUUUGUUAUGAUUCUGUAUCUUGUGAUUCGUGCUACCCUGCUUCUUUAUGCUUACCAAUAAAAUACCACACUUA
Messenger RNA from Oryzias melastigma (Indian medaka), 5502 nucleotides. Its product is annotated as high mobility group AT-hook 2b. The record is from RefSeq and is a predicted model, not a curated record. Gene Ontology annotation, molecular function: transcription coregulator activity; DNA binding. Lineage: Eukaryota; Metazoa; Chordata; Actinopteri; Beloniformes; Adrianichthyidae. Gene Ontology annotation, cellular component: chromatin; nucleus. Gene Ontology annotation, biological process: regulation of DNA-templated transcription. The transcript has 6 exons. The coding region runs from base 662 to 1009 and encodes 115 amino acids.